GUUCGCAUGUGUUUCCGGCAGUAAAACUUCCGCUCGGUUUUCUAUUCGAUUUCCGUUACUGCUGUUGGGCGCAGAACUGUAGGCAACACUUUUUGCAGUGCCGUCGGAAAAGCUAAUUUUUCGUAUUGAAAACUGUGUUCGUGCAAAUAAUAGUGAAAGUCCUGAAAACUCAUUAACUCACGCUUGGAUUAACUUUUGAGUUCAUUACAUCUGCAAUUGAAAUCAAUGUUAUUGGAACUCCAUUGAUUUAUAAGAGCGACCGAGAAUCCCAGAGGCCAGCGGCAGAAGGAGGACGACAACUCGGAGACAGUGGCAAAUACCUAAGCAUGCUGCAGAAUCCUUCCAAAUAUCACGCAAAUCCCUUGUCGCACUUCCUGGCAUUGCAUAACACACAAGCCAGUGGCGGCGGCGGCGGCGGGGGAUCGUCGGUCGCCGGACUUGGAGGCUUGGGUGGGGGCAUCCAUGCACAUGGUCAACCGCAUCAUGCGGCGCUGGCAGCGGCUGCAGCAGCGGCGGUCGCCGUCUCGGCGGGUCAGAGUUCAUACCAAAUGGAGCACCAGCAGCAGCAGCAUCAUCAGUUGCAGCAGCAGCAGCAACAUCAUCAUCAGCAGCUGCACACCCACCACCAGGAUGGCCACCACCCACACCCACCGACACCCACCACCGGCAACAACAACAGCAGUAGCAGCAGCAACAGCAGCAGCCACAACAGCAGCAGCCACAACAGCAACAGCAACCACCGGGAACAGUUGGCGGCGGCGGCAGCCACUGCGACGUCGCACGCGCAGCUCAUCGAGGCGGCAGCGGCGCAUUCCUCCCUCGACGUGGGCAAGUCCUUCACCAUCGCCGCCAUUUUGGGCCUGCAGAGCCAGCGCAAGGACUACAACAAUGCCAUCAAUCUCUCCCUGCACGACAACAACAACAUCAUCGGCGACGACAACAACAAGUGCUACACGAGCAACGCCAACAACAAUAACAACAACGGCAGCAGCAACAGUGGCAACAACAACAGCAGCCAGAGUGUAAACAACUUCAAUUGUGAUAGUGUCGCCGGCAAUGGACGUUACCUGCACGGCGGACACCAGCAUCCACAUCCGCACCAGGCGGGAUUUGCAGCGGUUGCCGCCGCCGUCGGAGCAGCUCCCUCCGCCCUGCAGAGCCUGCAGCAGCUCCACCAGCAACACCACGCCCAGCAGCAGGCCACCCUGAGCUUUCAGCGGGAGAAACUCAAGUCGGAUUCCCACAAGAAGAGCGCACUGAAGAACAAGCGCGUACGGACCAUCUUCACGCCGGAACAAUUGGAGUGCCUGGAGGCGGAGUUCGAGCGCCAGCAGUACAUGGUCGGCCCGGAGCGGCUCUACUUGGCACACACCCUAAAGUUGACGGAGGCUCAGGUGAAGGUUUGGUUCCAGAACAGGCGGAUAAAGUGGCGCAAGCACCACUUGGAACUGACACAACAGCGGCUGGCAUUGAUAAGGCAAACUCAACUGCCAGGUACGUCGAUAUUGGGCAAUCAAGUAACCGUGUCGGCCAAUGCGGCCCAUUCUGCGUCCACGGAACGCACAAACGGAUGCAGUGCAGCUUCGCCCAGCCUGCAGGAGGAGGACAACGAGGACAGCAAGCACUCGCUGUCGCUUUCGGGCGCACUACCGCCGUUGAGUCGAGCGCAGUCCGAGUCGGAUUUGUCCAUCUGCAACGAUUCCCUGGACGGCGACAGCCUCAUGGACGGCAGCGAGGAGGCCUAAAAACCACGCCAGUGCAAAGCAAGUUUCCUGUAAAUAUAGUCAAAUAAAUAUGUACAA
Messenger RNA from Drosophila mauritiana, 1802 nucleotides. RefSeq names its product optomotor-blind protein. The record is from RefSeq and is a predicted model, not a curated record. Gene Ontology annotation, molecular function: DNA binding; DNA-binding transcription factor activity, RNA polymerase II-specific. The coding region runs from base 327 to 1745 and encodes 472 amino acids. Gene Ontology annotation, biological process: regulation of DNA-templated transcription; neuron differentiation; central nervous system development. The transcript has 3 exons. NCBI's taxonomy places the organism in Eukaryota, Metazoa, Arthropoda, Insecta, Diptera, Drosophilidae.